Nannizzia gypsea CBS 118893 is the source of this 960-nucleotide messenger RNA. Its product is annotated as hydroxyquinol 1,2-dioxygenase. The record is from RefSeq and is a predicted model, not a curated record. Gene Ontology annotation, molecular function: ferric iron binding; catechol 1,2-dioxygenase activity. The transcript has 2 exons. Gene Ontology annotation, biological process: catechol-containing compound metabolic process. Bases 1 to 960 code for a protein of 319 amino acids. NCBI's taxonomy places the organism in Eukaryota, Fungi, Ascomycota, Eurotiomycetes, Onygenales, Arthrodermataceae.
AUGUCAGACCUCUCAGUAGACAACAUCACAGAGCACACUGUGCAAGUCAACUCGCAGUGUCCUGACCCUCGAACCCGCUACAUCUUCGAGCGUCUCGUAACUCAUCUCCAUGACUUCGCCCGCGAAACAAGGCUGAGCACAGCAGAAUGGACCAAUGCCGUCGAAUUCCUCACCCAGACCGGUCAGAAAUGCUCGGAUAUCCGCCAGGAGUUCAUCCUGCUAUCAGACAUCCUCGGGCUCUCGUCGCUGGUAGACUCCAUCGACCAUCCCAAGCCACAGGGAGCAACACAGGGGACGCUAUUGGGACCCUUCCACACUCAUGAUGCUGAGACGCUGGAGUCAGGUGUUGAGCUCUCGCAUGAUACAGCAGGGAAGAAGCUGUUUGUCCUCUGUACUGCGCGCGAUACCAAUGGCAAACCCGUGGCUGAUGCCCGGGUUGAUGUUUGGGAGGCAGAUUCAUCCGGGCUGUAUGAUGUGCAGUAUACCAAACGAGAGAGACCGGAUAAUCGUGGAGUGCUGCAUACCAAUUCCCAGGGCCAGUUCUGGUUCACGGCCAUUCAACCUGUGCCGUACCCGAUCCCUGAUGAUGGGCCGGUAGGAAAGCUGCUGGCCACGCUGGGACGACAUCAAUGGAGGCCGGCACAUAUGCAUUUUAUAGUAGCAAAAGCUGGCUUUGACACAUUGGUCACAACGCUGUACCCGCGCGGUGACCCGUACGAGAAGUCGGAUGCUGUGUUUGGCGUCAAGAGCUCCUUGGUGAUUGACUAUGGCUCCGUGGACGAGGAGAUGGCAAAGAAGUAUGGCGUCCCUGCUGGUACGGCCCUGAUGAGCCACGACUUUGUGCUUGCAACAGAGCAGGAGGCAAAGGAGGAGCGAGAUCGUAAUUCCGUGGAUGCAUUGAAGAAACUGGGGCGAAAUGUCAAGAUAGUCGAUGGCUUGCCUGUCCCUGACGUUGAUUAA